Molecule: messenger RNA, 783 nt
Organism: Ogataea philodendri
Lineage: Eukaryota; Fungi; Ascomycota; Pichiomycetes; Pichiales; Pichiaceae
Source: the annotation of a RefSeq genome assembly
AUGGACAGUGUAGCGAGUUAUGUGGCGUUGGACAUAGCGCGAUGCCGAUUAAACUUGAAGCUGUAUCCCUGAAUCAAUUUCUUACCUGAAUUGACGAACAAUAGUUUAUUCAUAUAUUUAUUAAGAUUAUUUAAUAUAACUAUUAAUAAUAAUAAUAAAGAAAAUAAAAAGGUAAAUAAAUACGGUUAUAAUUAUAAUAACAAUUAUAAUAAUGUAUUAAACUCUAGAAAUCUAUUUAAUAAUUUUAGUCAAAUUAGAUCAUAUUCAACUAUAUCGACUGAAAAAAAACUUCAUAAUACACCUAAAAAAGUAUAUGUAUAUUUAGUUGAUAUAGAUAAUCAAAGUAUGGAAUUAUUAUCAAUAUUUGAUAGUAUUCUUAAAACUGCUCAAAGUUUAAAUACAAGUAGAAUGACAAUACAUAGAUAUGCUAGUGGUAAUAAAAUGUUAAAAUUAGAUAAUAAAAAUUUCAUAGUAAGUUUUGAACCAAUAGAUAUUAAUACAUUUGAUAUAAAAGAAUUUAUAAUAGCUAAUGAAAAAAUAAAGUUAGAGAAAAAACCUAGAACUUUAGAAGAUAAAAUAGAGGCUGCGCCUUUAAAAUAUAAAAUACUAGUAUAUAAAUAUGAUAAUGAUGAAUUACUUGUAACAUAUCCUAGUCAAGCUCAAGCAGCUAGAAGUUUAGGUUUAGCUAGAAGUUCAUUACAAAGAUGUAUUGAAAAAGAUAAACCUAGAAAAAUUCAAUAUAAUGGUCAAGAAAUGACUGUAAUAUUUAAACAAAUUAAAUAA